AUGGAUUGCUCUAUCUGCAGUGCGAUGCCAUUUAUAUUAAGGCCUCCAAGGAAUACAAUAUGUGGAACAUGCUACGAGGGAGCCAGAAGCAUAAUUACAUUGACGAAUAAGCUUGAUAAUGAUAAGGGAGUCGAAAAACCAAGUAACCCCAUGGUUUCUCCAUCGAAUUCUUGUAAGGGAUUUGCAAAUGCUUUGAAAUGGGUGAAGGAAAUGAAGGAGAUGGAAGAGGAACUGAAUGAGAAGUUGAGCUUUCUGGGUGGGUUUGUUGCAGCAUUUAGAGAUCAGAUUCACCCCGAUAUUCAAAUCAAGCCCGGAAAUAAUGGACCCUCCAUACCUGCACAUAGAGCAUUACUGGCAGCAAGAUCUGAUAUCUUUAGAAACAUGCUAGACUCAGAUGGAUGCAAAGCUCCACCAAAUGACACAAUAACACUCCCUGAAUUGGACUAUGAAGAGCUAGAGUCUCUCCUGGAGUUCCUCUACAGUGGACACUUGCCUAAAGAAAAGGUGGAAAAACAUGUUUACUUGCUAUCAGUUGCUGCAGAUAAGUAUGAAAUCCCAUUCCUACAAAAGUUCUGCGAGCAUCAUAUGCUUGGAUCCUUGAGCUCAUCGAAUGUUCUCGAUGUUCUUGAGAUCUCAGACACUUGUUCGAACCAGACUUUGAAGGAGACUGCCUUGAACUUCAUUGUUAGGAACAUGGAGGAUAUAGUUUUCUCUGCUAGGUUUGAUGCAUUUGCACUCAAGAACCCUCACUUAACUGUACAGAUUACAAGGACAUCCUUCAUGGAUAUCAAAACUAGAAAAAAUGUGGCUUGAGAGAGAGAGAGAGAGGAACAUAUCCACCACACAAGGGCCUGUACAUUUAAUUUCUCUUGUAC
Messenger RNA from Ilex paraguariensis (yerba mate), 875 nucleotides. The record is from the annotation of a GenBank genome assembly. NCBI's taxonomy places the organism in Eukaryota, Viridiplantae, Streptophyta, Magnoliopsida, Aquifoliales, Aquifoliaceae.